AUGCAGGGGAAUUUAGUUCCAAAUGCUACUCCCUUUCCCUCUGGUAUUAAGGCACUAGCCGACUAUGUCCAUAGCAAGGGUCUCAAGAUCGGAAUAUAUGGAGAUGCCGGGACAUUGACAUGUGCAAAGACAAUGCCAGGGUCCCUCGGCUAUGAGGAACAGGAUGCCAACACUUUUGCCUCAUGGCGGAUUGAUUACUUGAAGUAUGAUAACUGUCACAACGAUGGGAUUAGACCUCAAGAAAGAUACGGAAAGAUGAGCAAAGCCCUUCUGGCCACUGGAAGGCCAAUCUUCUUUUCUCUGUGUGAGUGGGGCGAUGCCAAUCCUGCAACUUGGGCACCGAGCAUUGGAAAUAGUUGGAGAACUACUGGAGACAUAAAGGAUACCUGGGGAAGUAUGAUAUCCAAGGCUGAUCUAAAUGAUAUGUGGGCAUCGUAUGCUGGACCAGGCGGAUGGAACGAUCCCGACAUGCUUGAAGUAGGUAAUGGAAAUAUGACUACAGAAGAAUAUCGAUGUCACUUUAGCCUUUGGUCUUUAGCAAAGGCUCCACUAAUCUUAGGUUGCGAUAUUAGGUCUGUGGACAACGACACGUUUGAGUUGGUCAGCAACAAGGAGGUCAUCGCUGUUAAUCAAGAUGUUCUUGGAAUUCAAGGCAAGAAGGUGAAUAGAACUGGAGAUUUAGAGGUCUGGUCGGGUCCCCUGAGCGGCAACAGAGUGGCUGUAGUCCUUAUAAAUAGAGGGCUUUCUACUGCCACCGUGACUGCCGAAUGGAGUGACAUUGGUCUAAAUUCUUCCGUGAUCGUUGACGCUCGUGACUUAUGGCAGCAUUCAACGACAACCACAAUUCAAUAUCAAGUGAAUGCAACGAUUGAUUCUCAUGCCUGUAAGAUGUACGUCCUGACGCCACAAUAAUGCCCCGUUCAUCUGGGAUACAAGUGUGCAACGACACCUCUAGACAUCAGUCAAUAUGAUGCAAUAAGAAAGAAUAAAUGUUUCCACA
Messenger RNA from Eucalyptus grandis, 1000 nucleotides. Its product is annotated as alpha-galactosidase. The transcript has 12 exons. Gene Ontology annotation, biological process: carbohydrate metabolic process. Gene Ontology annotation, molecular function: hydrolase activity, hydrolyzing O-glycosyl compounds. The record is from RefSeq and is a predicted model, not a curated record. NCBI's taxonomy places the organism in Eukaryota, Viridiplantae, Streptophyta, Magnoliopsida, Myrtales, Myrtaceae. Bases 1 to 912 code for a protein of 303 amino acids.